AUGCUUGGCCCAGUCAAAACCGUGGGAAUCUACGUUGCCGACCAGCGAAAAUCCGUCGAUUUCUACGUGAGCAUUCUGGGUUUCGAGGUCCGUCGACGGAUGGAGAUGGGGGGGACGCUGAGUGGGUCGAAGUCGCCCCGCCCGGCGCCGAAACGUCCCUCGUGA
This is a messenger RNA of Geodia barretti, 165 nucleotides long. Lineage: Eukaryota; Metazoa; Porifera; Demospongiae; Tetractinellida; Geodiidae. The record is from the annotation of a GenBank genome assembly.